Acanthosepion pharaonis is the source of this 1665-nucleotide messenger RNA. Lineage: Eukaryota; Metazoa; Mollusca; Cephalopoda; Sepiida; Sepiidae. The record is from the annotation of a GenBank genome assembly.
AUGGAUGUAAAUGUGGGUUUAUUUUCUUCAGAAAAUACACCUAUUUCCUUUCCCUUUCCUCCCACUCUUUUUUCUUUCCUCCCUCUCUUUAUUCCUCAUUUCCCCCUCUCUCCUAUUUGUUAUUCCUCUAUUCCCCUCCCUCCCCUUAUUCUUCGCCUUUCCCACCUUCCUUUUCUCUCUGCCUCCCUUUCUUUAUUCUUCUCUUUCUCCCCCUUCCCUUUAUUUCACUUUUUCUCCUUCCUUCCAUUAUUUAUUCCUCUCCUUUCCCCACCCUCCCAUUAUUUAUUCCUCUCCUUUCCCCACCCUCCCAUUAUUUAUUCCUCUCCUUUCCCCACCCUCCCAUUAUUUAUUCCUCUCCUUUCCCCACCCUCCCAUUAUUUAUUCCUCUCCUUUCCCCACCCUCCCAUUAUUUAUUCCUCUCCUUUCCCCACCCUCCCAUUAUUUAAUUCUCAUCUUUCCCCACCCUCACAUUCUUUAUUUCUCUUUUUCCCUCCCUCUCCUUCUUUUUUCCUCUUUUUGGUCUUUCCCUCCCUAACUUUAUUCCUCUCUUUUCAUCUCCUGCCAAUUCUUUAUUAUUCUCUUUCCCUUCUUUCUUUAUUCCAAUUUCCCUUUUUCCCUCUCCCUUAUUUUUUUAUUUCUUUUUUUCCUCCUUUUUUUAUUUUCUCUUUCCCCUCUUUUUUUUUAUUCUUUUCCCACUCCCUUUUUUAUUUCUUUUCCUCUCCCUUUUUUGUUUCUCUUUCCCUCUCCCUUUUUUAUUUCUCUUUCCCUCUCCCUUUUUUAUUUCUCUUUCCUUCUCCCUUUUUUUAUUUCUCUUCCCUCUCCUUUUUUUUUCUCUUUUCCCCCCCCUUUUUUAUUUUCUUUCCCACCCUUUUUUUUUUUCUUUCCUCUCCUUUAUUUUUUUAUUUCUCUUUUCCCACUCCCUUUUUUUAUUUCUCUUUUCCCACUCCCUUUUUUAUUUCUCUUUUCCCACUCCCUUUUUUUAUUUCUCUUUUCCCUCUCCCUUUUUUUAUUUCUCUUUUCCCACUCCCUUUUUUUAUUUCUCUUUCCCACUCCCUUUUUUUAUUUCUCUUUUCCCUCUCCCUUUUUUAUUUCUCUUUUCCCUCUCCCUUUUUUUAUUUCUCUUUCCCCUGUCUCCCCUUUCUCCCUCUUUCCCUGUCUCCCCACCUCUCUUUAUUCUUCUUACCGCCUUCUGCCCAUUCUCUAUUUCUUUUGCCCUCUCAAUUUUCUUAUUCCUCUCUUUUGUGCCUCCCUUCCUCUAUUUUCCUCCUUUUCCCUUUUAUUCUUUUCCCUUCUUUUUUGUUCAUUCCUUGUUUCCUCCUCCUUUAUCUUAUUCUUCUCUUCCCUCCCUUUUUCUUUAUUCCUGUCUUUCCCUUCCUUUUUUAUUCCUCUAUUCUCUUCCUCCUUUUCUUUAUUUGUCUAUACUCCUCCUCCCCCUUUUCUUUAUUUGUCUAUUCUCUCUUUUCUUUUCCUCUUCCUUUUCUUUUCCUCUUCCUUUUCUUUUUGUCCUCUCUAUGUCCCUCCUCUCUCUUUUCUUUAUUCCUCUUCUCCCCCACUUUCUUUAUUCCUUCUUUCUUUAUUUCUUUAUUCCUCUUUCCUCCCCCCUUUAGCUUCUAUUUUCUUAGGACUUAUUUAAGACUUAGGACUUAUAUGACUUAUUUAACUUAA